Molecule: messenger RNA, 4863 nt
Organism: Echinops telfairi (small Madagascar hedgehog)
Lineage: Eukaryota; Metazoa; Chordata; Mammalia; Afrosoricida; Tenrecidae
Gene: MYO3A
Product: myosin IIIA
Exons: 33
Coding region: 1-4863 (1620 amino acids)
Biological process (GO): protein phosphorylation
Cellular component (GO): myosin complex
Molecular function (GO): cytoskeletal motor activity; protein kinase activity; protein binding
Source: RefSeq, a predicted model, not a curated record
AUGCUUCCAUUAAUUGGGAAAAAAAUUAUCUUUGAUAACUUUCCUGAUCCUUCGGAUACAUGGGAAAUCACUGAAACAAUUGGCAAAGGAACUUAUGGGAAAGUUUUUAAAGUGCUGAAUAAGAAAAAUGGACAAAAAGCAGCAGUCAAAAUUCUGGAUCCCAUUCACGAUAUUGAUGAAGAGAUUGAAGCAGAGUAUAACAUCUUAAAAACACUUUCUGACCACCCUAAUGUGGUCAGAUUCUACGGGAUGUACUUUAAGAAAGACAAAGUGAAUGGAGAUCAACUGUGGUUGGUUCUUGAGCUGUGCAAUGGAGGCUCAGUGACAGAUCUUGUGAAAGGCUUUCUGAAGAGGGGCGAGAGAAUGAGUGAACCUGUAAUUGCCUAUAUUUUACAUGAAGCACUCAUGGGACUUCAGCAUUUGCAUAACAACAAAACAAUCCACAGGGAUGUAAAAGGAAAUAACAUCCUAUUGACUACUGAAGGAGGAGUUAAACUGGUGGAUUUUGGUGUGUCUGCACAGCUCACCAGCACGUGGCACCGCCCCAACACGUCGGUGGGAACACCGUUUUGGAUGGCGCCUGAGGUGAUUGCAUGUGAACAGCAAUUGGAUACCACGUAUGAUGCCAGAUGUGACACAUGGUCCUUGGGUAUCACGGCCAUUGAGCUGGGGGAUGGAGACCCCCCCCUUGCAGACCUGCACCCGAUGAGAGCCCUCUUCAAGAUACCAAGGAACCCGCCCCCCAAACUAAGGAAACCUGAGCUGUGGUCACCCGAAUUCAAUGACUUCAUUAGCAAGUGCUUGACUAAAGAUUAUGAAAAGCGUCCAACGGUGUCAGAUCUUUUGCAGCAUAAAUUCAUUACCCAAAUCGAGGGCAAAGAUGAGAGUUUACAAAAACAACUCAUGGAAUUCAUUGACAUCAAUCAGCGUAUGGGAAGCACAGAAAAAGCCAGACAUGAACGCGUUCACACCAGGAAAGGUCAUUUCAGUAGACCCCUCAUUUCCUGCGUGAAGGAUGUGGAUGACUUAGCAACUCUAGAAACAUUGGAUGAAACUACAGUCUCAGAGCAACUGGAGAAGUGUUAUUCGAGAGAUCAGAUCUACAUCUACGUGGGAGAUAUACUGAUUGCCCUCAACCCUUUCCAGAAUCUGGGUCUUUAUUCCACAAAGCAUUCCAAAAUGUAUAUGGGAGCCAAGAGAGCCGCCCAGCCUCCUCACAUUUUUGCAAUGGCUGACUUAGGAUACCAGUCUAUGGUUACUUAUAAUUCAGAUCAGUGCGUCGUUAUUUCUGGGGAGAGUGGUGCUGGGAAGACUGAAAGUGCCCAUCUUUUAGUUCAGCAGCUGACGGUGCUUGGGAAGGCUAAUAAUAGAACACUUCAAGAGAAGAUUUUACAAGUGAACAAUUUAGUGGAAGCCUUUGGCAAUGCUUGCACGAUUAUCAAUGACAAUUCCAGCAGAUUUGGAAAAUACUUAGAAAUGAAGUUCACCUCUUCUGGAGCUGUAGUGGGAGCGCAGAUUUCUGAGUACCUUCUAGAGAAAUCUCGAGUUACCCACCAAGCUGUUGGAGAAAAAAAUUUUCAUGUUUUUUACUACGUCUAUGCUGGCUUGGCUGAAAAGAAGAAACUAGCCCAUUAUAAGUUACCUGAAAAUAAGCCUCCCAGGUACCUACAAAAUGACCACCUCAGGACAGUGCAGGACAUGAUGAAUAAUCGUUUUUAUAAAUCCCAAUAUGAGUUAAUAGAACAGUGUUUCAAAGUCAUCGGCUUUACAAUGGAGGAACUUGGAAGUGUGUACAGUAUACUUGCUGCGAUCUUAAAUGCUGGAAACAUUGAAUUUUCCUCUGUGACAUCUGAACACCAGAUUGACAAAAGCCACAUUUCCCAUCACGCAGCUUUGGAGAACUCUGCUUCUUUGCUUUGCAUCCAGGCAGAUGAGCUGCAAGAAGCUCUCACCUCCCACUGCGUGGUGACUAGAGGAGAGACCAUUAUACGUCCCAAUACUGUAGAGAAAGCCACUGAUGUCCGAGAUGCGAUGGCUAAAGCUUUAUACGGGCGCCUCUUCAGCUGGAUAGUCCAUCGCAUUAACAGCCUGUUGAAGCAUGACACCUUGCCAAGUGAUGAUGGAGAUGAACUGAGCAUUGGCAUUCUUGAUAUAUUUGGCUUUGAAAAUUUCAAGAAAAAUUCCUUUGAGCAGCUGUGCAUUAACAUUGCAAAUGAACAAAUUCAGUAUUAUUUCAAUCAGCAUGUGUUCGCCUGGGAACAGAAUGAAUACCUACAUGAAGAUAUUGAUGCCAGAGUUAUUGAAUAUGAAGAUAACCGGCCUCUUUUAGAUAUGUUCCUUCAGAAGCCAAUGGGUUUGCUGUCCCUCCUUGAUGAAGAAAGUCGAUUCCCCAAGGCCACUGACCAGACUCUCAUAGAAAAAUUUGAAAAUAACCUGAAAUCCCAGUUCUUCUGGAGACCCAAGAGGCUGGACCUCAGUUUUGGAAUUCACCACUACGCAGGAAAGGUCCUCUAUAAUGCAAGUGGGUUUUUAGCUAAAAAUAGAGACACUCUUCCAACUGACAUUGUGCUACUGUUGAGGUCAUCAGAAAGCAGUGUCAUUCGGCAACUAGUCAAUCACCCUCUGACAAAAACAGGUAAUCUGCCACAUUCUCGAACUAAAAAUAAAAUAAGCUAUCAAGUGAGGACUUCAGAAAAAUCAAUCGAACUGACAAAGGGUGACAACGCAGAAGCCACCCGCCAUGCCAGAGAGACGACCAACAUGAACACACAAACGGUGUCGUCAUAUUUUAGAUAUUCGCUGAUGGACUUAUUAUCUAAAAUGGUGGUGGGCCAACCUCAUUUUGUGCGCUGCAUCAAACCAAAUAAUGACCGUCAGGCAAGAAAAUAUGACAAAGAAAAAGUUCUGCUCCAGCUUCGCUGUACAGGCAUUCUGGAAACCGCGAGAAUCCGACGGCUAGGGUACUCACAUCGGAUACUCUUUGCUAACUUCAUAAAACGGUACUGCAUUCUCUGCUACAAGUGGGAUGAAGAGCCCCCAGUGAGUCCGGACACCUGUGCCACCAUUCUGGAGAAAGUGGGUCUUGAGCACUGGACUCUUGGAAAAACAAAAGUGUUCCUUAAAUAUUAUCAUGUGGAGCAGUUGAAUUUAAUGAGAAAGGAAACCAUUGACAAGCUGAUUUUGACUCAAGCCUGUAUCAGAGGAUUCCUGGGCUCAAGAAGGUACCACAAAAUACAAGCGAAAAGAAAAACAAGCGCUCUGAUAAUACAAUCAGCUGCAAGGAGACACCUAGUCAGGAAGCAAGGAAAAGAAACUGCUGACACAGAAAACACAGCAGUGGCCACCCUUCAUCAUGGUCAAGAAUUUGACUACAAGGAAAACUUUGAAAAUAAAAGGGAGUCCUUUUUGAAGAAACAAACAGAAAACUCCAUCUCCUCUAAAGAAGCACGGGCCCCGGCUCCCAACAAUGGAGGCGUCACAACUGUAGUGAAGACAUCUUCUUUCAAAGGUGAGAACGAAGUCAUUCGUGUGGUGGAGAGUAACUACUGGGGACAUCAAACAGAGAACAAAAUGAACAACGUAUCCGAGGAAGCAGCUAAGCAAGACGUGUACCCUGUCAGGGAUUCUUGGGCAGAAUCGAACCCCAAGCAGAAGUAUAUCAGAGACCUGGACGACGGCACUAAAACGAGGAAAAUGGAGAAAGAGGACGCUGUGAUCCAGAGUUACUACCAGAGGUACACAGAGGAGAGAAAUUUUGAAGACUCAAAAAUGGCGUAUCUAGAGAGGAAGGGCACUUCAGAAAGAGCAGACUACUCAGGACUUUGGCUCGCUGAGAAUGGGACUAAGCAGCCUUCAUUCAAAAGCUCUUUGGAACCCCGCCUUAGCCAACAGUCUACUUACCAAAAUACAAAUGGCCAAGAAAAAGAAAAGAAGGUAUCUGUGGUUACCCAGAAUGCAUCAGUAUGCAGCCAGGAGAAGAGCCAACAGAGGCAUGGGACAGUCAGAGGAAGGCAGCAUGAGCAAGUGAUUCCAGACCUGGUAGAAGAAGAAAAAGCAGCAAUAUUCAUCCAGAGUAAAUACCGGGAUUAUAAGAGAAGGCCGGAAUUAAGAAAGGACGGGGUACUCUCCUCUUCCUUUAAGAAUCAAGAGAUGGUGACAGCCCCAAAGGAAGUCACAGGACAUGCUCAUGCCGUGCGCUCCUGCCCCGUCAAUCAUGAAGAUGCCUUUCAUUUUCACAUGAGAGACGAGCAAGAUUCCAAAGCAACUGCGGACAAGGAAGCGAGUGCUUUGGCAGUUUUUUCAAAGCAGAUAUCAAAGCUAUCUGAAGAAUAUUUUGUUCUGCAGAAAAAACUGAAUGAGAUGAUUGUGUCCCGACAACUGAAGCCGCUCCGUCUGGAUGCCUCUCCCCGUGAGCCGCUUAGGAAAUGGGGCUCUUCUCCUCAGGGCCUCUCAGGUAUCUCUAAAGGAGAAGAGCCAAAAAUACUGAGACCCCCAAGACGACCCCGGAAACCCAAAACGCUAAAUAACCCUGAAGACUCCACCUACUAUUACCUACUACAUAAGUCAAUCCAAGAAGAAAAGCGAAGACCAAGAAAAGACAGUGAGGGAAAAUUAUUAGAUUUGGAAGAUUUUUAUUAUAAGGAAUUCUUACCCAGUCAUUCUGGACCAAAAGAAUGCGAGCAUAGUUCUAAAGAACAAAGACCACAAAGAGAACUCCAGAAUCAAUGCUCUAAGGCUGCUGAAAGGUACGGGGCGACCUGGAGCCCUGAAGAACAGGAGAAUGGGCCCGGAGCCAAUCCCUAUGAUUACAGGAGACUCCUGCGCAAAACCUCCCAGCGCAGGCGCCUGGUCCAGCAGUUGUAG